AUGGGGGAGGAAGACCAGAAGGCACCUGCAAAACAACCAGAGCAGCAACAGCAGGAGCCGCAGCAGCAACAGCAACAGCAGGAGGAGGGGGAGCAGCAGCAGCAGCAGACGGGCCAACAGCAGUCCAGUGAGGCCCAGGAGCAGCAGCAGCAGCAGAAGCCGGUGGAGAAGUCACAGUCCUUGGCGGCCCCUGAAGCCGGCUCUAGCUCCUUUAGCAGCAGCGGAAGCAACAGCAGCAGCUCCAGUAGUAGCAGCAGCAGCAGCAGCAGCAAGGGCAUUGGUGCUGCUCGGGCGAAGCAGGAUGACGAGGAAGAUGAUGGGGAUGAUUCCUUUACGUUGACUGUGCAGACACUUGACCGACAGCAACUCAGAGUUACUGCUUUUCCUGAUUGGAAUGUGCUGCAGCUGAAGGAAGCAUUGGCCCCACAGUUACGGUAUCCUCCUGGGGAGCAGCGUCUCGUCAUUAGAGGACACGUAAUGAGGGAUGAAGAAGUGUUGGAUGCUUUGGGUAUUAGCAGCAAUGGACCAAUGGUGCACGUUGUGCGAAAUGUGGAUAGGAGGACAACUGGGAUCCCUGGGGGCAGCAACGGUGCAGCAGGAGCAGCUGCUGCUGCUACUUCCCCUCAAGAGCAGCUAAUGGAGCAGCUAGCUAGAUCCCCUCAGCUGCAGCAGCUAAUGGAGAGCGACCUGAUGAGCAGCUUGCUGCAAUCAACUGUUUCGUAUGGGCAUGGAUGCCAUGAGGAAUCCUUCCUUAUUGAGGGAGAUGAUAAGAAAUACAGACAGGGCCCUCGCCAACAUAGAAGCUAUUCCAGGGCGCCACGGCAGCCGCAGCAAAAUCUGCAGCAGCAGCAACAGCAGAGUCCUCAUGAAUUGAACACGUAUCUCGAGGCCAGAAGGCGGCAGCAGCAACGCCAGCAGCAGGUGCUGCGGCAGCAGCAAAUACAACGGCAGUUCCUCCUGCAACAGCAGCGCCAACUGCAGCAGCAACAGCAACAACAAGAACAGCAACAGCAGCAGACGACGACGACAACGACAGCUGGCGCACUCGCGUCACAGCAGGCUCCUAGUGGUUCAGGCAUAGAGGCACCUUCAGAUGCAGGAGCAGCUGCUACUGCACCUGCAGCAGCAACUGCUGCACAGGGAGCAGCAACUGCUGCAUCGGGGGCAGCAACUGCUGCACCCGGAGGAGCAGCAGCUGCUGCUGCUGCUGCAGUUGCUUCAGGUGCUUUAGGGGUCCCUCCCCCUGCAUGGAGCUUCGGCGGCCCCGGGGGAAUUGUUCGAGAUUUUACUAGGCUGAGCGUGGGGAGCCUCGAGCCAUCAGCAACAUCUGGUGUGCAGCACCAACAGCAGCAGCAGCCUCAGCAACAGCAGCAGCAACAACCCCAGCAGCAGCAGCAGCAGCAGUAUGCACACCAACUAGCUUCCUUGAAUGCCAUGGGUUUUUCCAACCAGGCAGAGUGUUUGUGGGCGCUGCAGCAAACAGGAGGAAAUAUAAAUAGGGCAAUCGAUUUGCUGCUUGCUCGCCAUCAGUGA
Messenger RNA from Eimeria maxima, 1533 nucleotides. RefSeq names its product ubiquitin protein, putative. Lineage: Eukaryota; Apicomplexa; Conoidasida; Eucoccidiorida; Eimeriidae. Bases 1 to 1533 code for a protein of 510 amino acids. The transcript has 9 exons. Gene Ontology annotation, biological process: ubiquitin-dependent protein catabolic process. The record is from RefSeq and is a predicted model, not a curated record. Gene Ontology annotation, molecular function: polyubiquitin modification-dependent protein binding. Gene Ontology annotation, cellular component: cytosol.